GGCUCCCGCCUGCAAUCCUCGCGGCCUCCCCGGCCGGGCCGCUCAGCGGGUGGAGGGUGGCGCGGGCGACGAGACAGGACCGUCAUCACGCGGCCCGAAGCGCGGCACAGAAGCCGAAGAGGAGUGGGGCGCUGCGGACGUCUCUGCCAAGGCAGCUCCCCGCGCCUGGCCACCCGCGGGGCUGACUUCACAAGACCCUGUGCACAAAGGCCGCUUCUCGGACUUGGGAUAGUCAGGCCCUGGCCCAGCGGUCGCGCCUCUCUCAGAAGCGAGGUCAAGGCAAGCCGGGGCAGGAAGCCUGGAAGGUUCUCCCGAGCGCGCCGCGGAUCAAGGCCUGCAGGUCCUGCGCGAGAAAGCCAGGCCGGCCCGGUCCCAGCGCCUUUCUUUCGGCUGAUUUUCUAUCCAGUGCCGAGUCUUUAGGUGAUGCUAUUCAUAUUUCUGUCUUGACGAAAAAUGUUUCCCAUGGUUCACCCCCGGCUUCUUGGCUUUUGACGGUUCUCCCUCGUCGGGGAGGGAGUCGCGGGGGUGGGGAUGCCCGGGUCGAGCCCAGACGCCGGCGCAAGUCCGGGGAAGCGCGCGGCCCCCAGGAGAUGCGAGCGGGAGGGAGGUGUCCGCCCUUGGUGCCCCCCCCGGGAAAGGGAGGGCCGGUUUCCGCUCUGCCACCGCCUCCGAGGCGCAGGAAGCAGCGCAUUUGUCUCCGGGAACCCCCCCCCGCCCCAGGCUACCCAGCCCGGGAAAUCCGCCCGGGCCUCCCGGCCCCGCCCCGGAGCCCCGCCCCCGCGCCCGCCACCGCCUCCGCGGCCCUCCGCUCAGCUCAGCUCGGGCUCGGGCUCGGGCGCGGGGCGCGGGGCAGGACACGGGCGGAGCGGCAGCCGCUCCGGACAUGUCGCGCCCUCGCGCCGGCUUCUACCGGCAGGAGCUGAACAAGACCGUGUGGGAGGUGCCGCAGCGGCUGCAGGGUCUGCGCCCGGUGGGCUCCGGCGCCUACGGCUCCGUCUGUUCGGCCUACGACGCGCGGCUGCGCCAGAAGGUGGCGGUGAAGAAGCUGUCGCGCCCCUUCCAGUCGCUGAUCCACGCGCGCAGGACGUACCGGGAGCUGCGGCUGCUCAAGCACCUGAAGCACGAGAACGUCAUUGGGCUUCUGGAUGUCUUCACGCCGGCCACGUCCAUCGAGGACUUCACCGAAGUGUACUUGGUGACCACCCUGAUGGGCGCCGACCUGAACAACAUCGUCAAGUGCCAGGCGCUGAGCGACGAGCACGUUCAGUUCCUGGUUUACCAGCUGCUGCGCGGGCUGAAGUACAUCCACUCGGCCGGGAUCAUCCACCGGGACCUGAAGCCCAGCAACGUGGCUGUGAACGAGGACUGUGAGCUCAGGAUCCUGGACUUCGGGUUGGCCCGCCAGGCAGACGAAGAGAUGACGGGCUACGUGGCCACGCGCUGGUACCGGGCCCCUGAAAUCAUGCUCAACUGGAUGCAUUACAACCAGACAGUGGACAUCUGGUCUGUGGGCUGCAUCAUGGCUGAGCUACUCCAGGGCAAGGCCCUCUUCCCGGGAAGCGACUACAUUGACCAGCUGAAGCGCAUCAUGGAAGUGGUGGGCACACCCAGCCCGGAGGUUCUGGCAAAGAUCUCCUCGGAACACGCCCGGACAUACAUCCAGUCCUUGCCCCCCAUGCCCCAGAAGGACCUGAGCAGCAUCUUCCACGGAGCCAACCCCCUGGCCAUAGACCUCCUAGGAAGGAUGCUGGUGCUGGAUAGUGACCAGAGGGUCAGUGCGGCAGAGGCGCUGGCCCACGCCUACUUCAGCCAGUACCAUGACCCUGAGGAUGAGCCAGAGGCCGAGCCGUACGACGAGAGUGUUGAGGCCAAGGAACGCACCGUGGAGGAGUGGAAGGAGCUCACCUACCAGGAAGUCCUCAGCUUCAAGCCCCCAGAGCCACCGAAGCCGCCUGGCAGCCUGGAGAUUGAGCAGUGAGGUGCUGCCCGGUAGCCCCUGACAGCCUGUGGAGGGGCCUGGGCCUGCACCUUUCCACAGUUGAUCUGGUUUCCUCAAGAGGCGCCUCCCAUACUCCUGUGGUCACUGACUCCUGGUCUAGGACCCCUUGCCUUCAGGAGAAUCCACACACGUAUGCAUGCACAAACAUGUUGUACAUGUGCUUGCCAUGUGUAGGAGUCUGGGCACAAGUGUCCCUAGGCCUACCUUGGUCCUCCUGCCCCCUCCUGGCCACUGCACUCUCCACUGGGACCUGACUGUGGGGUCCUGGAUGCCAAAGGACUUCCCCUGGGGAGUUCCCCUGUCUGUCCUAGGCCGACCCAUGGGGAGUGUCAGCCAAGGGAUCUCUUCUGUCUCAGGGCUCUGGAGGGCGCACUGGGGCCGGGAACCCCGGAGACUGAAAGGGAGAGGUCUCAGUCACUACAGAUGCUCAGCCUAGAAGUAGGGGACUGCCCUGGUCACUGCUGAGACCCACAGGUCUUGAGAGGCAGAGCCAGUGUGCCACCAGGCUGGGCAGUGACAACCAUCAGGUAUCAAAUAAGAAAAGCUGCCUGGAGCCUUGUGUUCACCCAUGGGUGUGGGCACGCGUGGAUGGGCAUGCACUCCCUGUGUUCAUGUCAGGGCACAUGUGGUGCAUGUGAAUCCGUGAGCACCCAAGGGACAGCAGCCAUGUCUGGCAAGAACCCUGAGCUGGGGCGGGUGUGCUGCUGCCUUCCCUCCCCCCAGUUCCUGAUGCUUGAGGGAUGUUGGGAUUCAGACUAGAGGCUCCAGUGGGCCAAAGGGUAACCACGUGAGCACAGUAGGGGUUUUUUCCUCGGACGUCGGAGCUAUAGCAGGUUCCUGAGGCUGGAGGUGGGCGUUGGUUCAGCCUUGAGGACUCUAAGGCAGGCCGAACACGUAGAUGUGGACUUGGAUUCCAACACUCCUGUCCCAGCACCCUGGCCCACUCUCUACCUCUGCCCACCGUGUGGCCCUGCAGCCGGAGAUCGGAGGUGCUCUGGUCUGCGGGUUAGUCAUCCUCUUUCCUUGUACCAGGAUGGAGCUGAUCCAAUAACCCCGGAAGAUGGGACCCUGCUCAGAGCUGAGUUGGGAGUGUGGCUUUGCCCUGGAAAGGCGGUGACCUCUUGCCUUGAGGGGCCCAGGAAAGCCUGGGUGUCAAGUGCCUGCACCAGGGGUGCACAAUAAAGGGGGUUCUCUCUU
This is a messenger RNA of Callithrix jacchus (white-tufted-ear marmoset), 3196 nucleotides long. It is a transcript of the gene MAPK11, whose product is annotated as mitogen-activated protein kinase 11. Gene Ontology annotation, biological process: protein phosphorylation. The record is from RefSeq and is a predicted model, not a curated record. Gene Ontology annotation, molecular function: ATP binding; MAP kinase activity. NCBI's taxonomy places the organism in Eukaryota, Metazoa, Chordata, Mammalia, Primates, Cebidae.